This is a messenger RNA of Bipolaris maydis ATCC 48331, 2790 nucleotides long. RefSeq names its product cytochrome P450. Gene Ontology annotation, molecular function: heme binding; iron ion binding; oxidoreductase activity, acting on paired donors, with incorporation or reduction of molecular oxygen, reduced flavin or flavoprotein as one donor, and incorporation of one atom of oxygen. Lineage: Eukaryota; Fungi; Ascomycota; Dothideomycetes; Pleosporales; Pleosporaceae. The record is from RefSeq and is a predicted model, not a curated record.
AUGACAAAACCAGCACUGCCUGGUACCGAUGCGCAUCAAUUCACCCAAGGAACAUUAUUCACAUUUCGUAACAUCAUCACUGGCAUUUUCGCUUUCAUUCUACUUCAUGCUACGGGGAAGGUAGUGUACAAUCUUUAUCUGAGUCCUCUAGCUGGCUAUCCUGGGCCAAAGCUCUGGGCUAUCUCUCGCCUGCCAUGGAAUUACACGAACAUGAAAGGUCGAAUUAGCUGGAAGAUACGUGAACUUCAUGAUCAAUAUGGUCCUGUUGUGCGAAUCGCUCCUGAUGAACUUUCAUAUACGACGUCGGGAGCGUGGAAAAAGAUAUACGGACAACGAAAUCCAGAGUUUGUCAAAGCUCUAGAUGGCAGAGGCAUCGCUCCAGCGAGCAUUGGUGGCCGGCGUAGCCUGAUGACUGAGCAUCAAGAUAGACACCUAAGGCUAAGAAGAGCUAUAGACCCUGCUUUUAGUCAAAGGGCAUUACGCGAACAGGAAAAGUACUUUCAAGAUCACUCAGACAAUCUUGUCCAGAAGCUGCAUGAACGGUGUAAAACAGAACCACUCGACAUGACGACCUGGUACAACCUCGUGGCAUUCGAUAUCGUAUCUGAUCUGGCGUUUGGCGAGCCGUCAGGCUGUGUCAACAAUCCCGAUCAACCAUGGAUACAAGCUAUUCUGGCUCGUGCCAAAGCUAUCGUCUGGUUUCAGCUUGCCGUGCAGUAUGGUUUCAUGGGCCUUCUUAACUGGUUGACACCAAAAUACGUUGUCGAAUCAAGAAAGAAGCACAUCGCCAUGACUGAGGCGAAACUGAAAGCGCGGGUUGAAGCUAAGAAUGCUGGCAAGGAUUUCAUGUCUUACAUCCUUGAGAAUGACGAGAAGCUCAAUCACCUCGAAUUGGUAAUGCUUUCAUCCAACUUCAUUGUGGCUGGCAGUGGUACAUCUGCAGGCGGUAUGUCUGGCUUGACUUACUUGCUCCUGCGCAAUCCAGAUAAACUUGAAAAACUCAAACGGGAAAUCCGUAGUCAGUUCAAACGGCGCAGUGAUAUGAUAAUGCAGACAGUCACUAGCUGCAAAUAUUUGCGCGCUUGCCUUAAUGAGGGCAUGCGCCUGUACCCGCCUACUCCAGGAUCGCUGCCGCGAUUUGUACCUGGCAAGGGUGAGAUGAUAGAGGGCAAAUGGGUUCCAGGUGGCUAUGCUGUAGGUGUCAACCAGUUGGCGGCUGGGCACUCGGAGCACAACUUCAGACGCGCACGCGAGUUUCACCCAGAGCGAUGGCUCGAUGAGCCAGACUCAGAGUUUCAGAAUGACGACCGCUCUGCUGUUCAACCAUUUUCAUAUGGCCAAAGGGCUUGCAUUGGACGAUCAGGGGCUUUUGUCUCUCUUCUAUUAUACAUCAUCAAUGUCACUAUCAUCAAACCACUAGGAAAUCUGAUCAAAGCGCGCCAACUCGGUUGUGGUCCGGUGCCUUUCGAGCCGACACAAUGGCCCCUUGGUAUCGACUUGGUCCGCCACGGUUUGAGAGCUGACAGAGAGCAAAGGACACCUGACUUCGUGGCUGCGCGCUUCGAAAAAAUGGGCCGUUAUACUUGGGGGCUAUCCCUGCUAGGUACAUCAAAUUUCAUCACAGCCGAACCGCGCAAUAUACAGGCAAUCCUCGCAACACAGUUUGAAGAUUUUAUCAUGGGAACAGCGAGGAGAACAAACCUGAAGACAGCACUCGGACGAAGCAUCUUCGCCGUAGAUGGCAGGGCUUGGCAUCGGUCCCGCGAGGCUAUGCGACCUAUCUUCACCAGAGAUAGUAUCUCCAGGCUUGAUCUGCUUGAGGAACACAUCCAAAUAAUGUUUCAGAUCAUUGAGUCAACUGAAAAAGAGUCUACAAUUGACGACGAUGGCCGAGUGUGGUCGGCACCUGUAAGUUUGGCCGCCCUGUUGCCGCGUCUCACUAUGGACUCAGCAACCGAGCUAUUCCUUGGCCAUAGUACACAUUCUCUAAAAUCACUUCUCUCCAUCCAACACAAUGGACAUGGACAGAUUCAGAAUGAGCAAGACGACUUUGGUCAUUCCUUCGAGCGCAUGUUGAGCAUACUGGGAACGAGGAUGCGACUGCGAAGCCUCUAUUGGUUAUACGGAAAUAAGGAAUUGAAUCAAUGCAUUCAGACUUUGCACAACUUUGUCGACAACGCCAUCAAUGCAGCUGAUCAGUCCCGAGAGCAAGGAUCCUCCAAACUCCGCUACGAUUUCUUGGAGUCAUUGCGUGCCCGCUGCUCUGACCGCGCCGAAGUACGUGAACAAGUCCUGGGACUCUUAGCCGCUGGCAGGGAUACAACGGCAUCCCUUGCAGCUUGGGUCUUCUAUUGCCUCGUGCGAAAUCUACGGACUUACAUCAAACUACGCGAAACAAUUCUCGAUACUUUUGGUCCUUACUCGAGUACAGUUGGGCAAAGUAUAACAUUUGAGAAACUCAAAGGAUGCUCCUAUCUCCAACACGUCUUAAAUGAGACGUUACGCCUACACUCGGUUGUACCGUUCAACUCGCGAUGUGCCAUACGAGAUACGACUCUUCCCACAGGCGGGGGUCCGGAUGGAAAUAUGCCCGUCUUCGUACCCAAAGGCACAGAGGUCAACUUCAGCACACAUGUUCUUCACCGACGGAAAGAUUUGUGGGGUGAAGAUGCUGACGAGUUUGUGCCUGAGCGGUGGGAAACGAAGAGACCUGGAACGACAUGGCAUCCCGGAAGUCCAGUGGCCAGAGAUGCUGCAGUCAGAUGUCGAUUUAGGGUUGCUAUGGAAUAG